Molecule: messenger RNA, 930 nt
Organism: Indicator indicator
Lineage: Eukaryota; Metazoa; Chordata; Aves; Piciformes; Indicatoridae
Product: P2Y purinoceptor 2-like
Exons: 1
Coding region: 1-930 (309 amino acids)
Biological process (GO): G protein-coupled receptor signaling pathway
Cellular component (GO): plasma membrane
Molecular function (GO): G protein-coupled receptor activity
Source: RefSeq, a predicted model, not a curated record
AUGAGCUUCUGGGUGUUCUGCUUCCGCAUCAAGCAGUGGGAUUCAGGCUGCAUCCUGCAGUUCAGCCUGGUCCUGGGGGACAUCCUGAUCAUCCCCGCAGCUCCCCUCAGGAUUUCCUACUUCAGCCUUGGCAACCAGUGGCCAUUUGGGCAGUUUCUCUGCCAGCUGGAGGUCUUCCUGCAGAGCACCCACCUGUACAGCAGCAUCUACUUCCUGAUGCUCAUCUGCGUCCAUCGCUACUUUGUGGUGGUGAGGUACAAGAACAAGAGCCUCUGGAAGGAGAGAAGCUUCCUGAUUAAGCUGAGCUGCUUCAUCUGGCUCAUCCUCUUCAUCCAGGGGCUGCCUUUAUUCUUCCUCCUCAAGACUUCAGUUAUUGAUGGCUCAGCAAAAUGCCUGAACAUUCACCAGUCGGAUUUGUCCUCUCUUUACUUUCUCUACAACAUGCUCUUGGUUGUGCUCUCUUUCCUCCUGCCCUUUGCCAUUUCCUUGACUUUUGGAGUUCUGUUGGCAGUUGCCAUCGCUCAAGUGGCCAAGAAAAGCUCCAGAGGCAAGAAGAUGAAGAGCAGAUCUCUGCAAAUGAUAACAGUGUCCUUGGUGAUCUUUGCUGUCUGCUUUGGGCCCCUGCACAUCUGCAGAACCAUUGCUGUCGUCGUGAAGUACUAUGGCCUGGCUUGUAAGCUCCUGCAGCAAGCAGAGUUUGCCUACUACAUCAGCUGGGUGAUUACCAUGGCAAACACCUGUCUGGAUCCCCUGAUCUAUGUGUUUGCUAAUGACAAGUUCCAGAGGAGCUUUGCUGACUCCUUUCACAGACGCUGGACCAUGAGGAGGAAAGGUCCAGGAGCCACCAGCUCAGACCCUCCCACAGCAUCCUGUGCCAAUCAGCAGCUGAAGCUGCAGUCCUGCCAGGGACUGCAUCUCAUCCUACACUGA